AUGGGUUAUGUCCCGGCUGGAUUCUACGGCGGCGCCUUUCUAGGACGUCUUAUCCUCGCUGAACCUACGCAUAGACUCGGUGAGCGCCGGAUGAUCUUUAUUUACGCUUUGCUAUGUAUGGGUCUGCAGUUGGUAUCCUGGCUGUGA
Molecule: messenger RNA, 147 nt
Organism: Penicillium digitatum Pd1
Lineage: Eukaryota; Fungi; Ascomycota; Eurotiomycetes; Eurotiales; Aspergillaceae
Source: RefSeq, a predicted model, not a curated record